This is a messenger RNA of Schizophyllum commune H4-8, 2595 nucleotides long. RefSeq names its product AAA ATPase. Lineage: Eukaryota; Fungi; Basidiomycota; Agaricomycetes; Agaricales; Schizophyllaceae. Bases 57 to 2501 code for a protein of 814 amino acids. Gene Ontology annotation, cellular component: cytosol; nucleus; VCP-NPL4-UFD1 AAA ATPase complex. The record is from RefSeq and is a predicted model, not a curated record. Gene Ontology annotation, biological process: retrograde protein transport, ER to cytosol; autophagosome maturation; mitotic spindle disassembly. Gene Ontology annotation, molecular function: ATP binding; ATP hydrolysis activity; polyubiquitin modification-dependent protein binding. The transcript is spliced from 9 exons.
AUAAAGCGUCGCGCAUCUUGUCUUUUGACCACCACCUUACCUCACGAAACGACAUUAUGGCUGACCCCAGCGGUGCUGCUCCCCAGCCUGGCGAGAACGACGUCUCGACGGCCAUCCUCAGGCCGAAGAAAUCCCCCAACCGCCUCAUCGUCGAUGAGGCCACUGCAGAUGACAACUCUGUCGCGACUAUGAACCCCGCGACGAUGGAGACCCUGCAGCUCUUCCGCGGCGAUACCAUCAUCGUUCGUGGCAAGAAGCGGCGCGACACUGUCCUGAUCUGCCUGAGCUCCGACGAUGUCGAGGAGGGCCGGAUACAGAUGAACAAGGUCGCGCGCAACAACUUGCGCGUCAAGCUUGGCGAUCUCGUCAACGUGCACCAAUGUCUCGAUAUCAAGUACGGCAAGCGCGUCCACAUUCUGCCCUUCGACGACUCCAUCGAGGGACUGAGCGGCAACAUCUUCGACGUGUACCUCAAGCCUUACUUCCUUGAAGCCUACCGCCCGGUGCGCAAGGGCGACACCUUCCUCGUUCGCGGAGGCAUGCGAACAGUCGAGUUCAAGGUCAUCGAGACCGACCCGGCAGAAUACUGUAUCGUUGCUCAGGACACCGUCAUCCACACCGAGGGUGACCCUGUUAAGCGUGAAGACGAAGAGUCCAACCUCGCCGAUGUCGGCUAUGACGACAUUGGUGGCUGCCGCAAGCAGAUGGCGCAGAUUCGUGAGCUCGUCGAGCUGCCCUUGAGGCAUCCCCAGCUCUUCAAGUCGAUCGGUAUUAAGCCUCCUCGUGGUAUCCUCAUGUUCGGUCCUCCCGGUACGGGUAAGACCCUCAUGGCACGAGCUGUGGCGAAUGAGACUGGCGCGUUCUUCUUCCUCAUCAACGGCCCUGAGAUCAUGUCGAAGAUGGCUGGUGAAUCCGAGAGCAACUUGCGAAAGGCGUUCGAGGAGGCUGAGAAGAACUCGCCUGCUAUCAUCUUCAUUGAUGAGAUCGACUCCAUCGCGCCGAAGCGUGAGAAGACGAACGGUGAAGUCGAGAGGCGCGUUGUCUCGCAGCUCCUGACGCUCAUGGACGGCCUCAAGGCCCGCUCUAAUGUUGUCGUUAUGGCUGCGACUAACCGUCCGAACUCCAUCGACCCGGCUCUUCGUCGUUUUGGUCGCUUCGACCGUGAAGUCGACAUCGGUAUUCCUGACCCCACCGGCCGUCUCGAGAUCCUGCGCAUCCACACGAAGAACAUGAAGCUUGCUGAUGAUGUCGACCUUGAGCAGAUCGCCGCUGACACCCAUGGCUAUGUCGGCUCCGAUAUUGCGUCCUUGUGCUCUGAAGCUGCUAUGCAGCAGAUUCGUGAGAAAAUGGACCUCAUCGACCUCGACGAGGACACCAUCGACGCCGAGGUGCUCGACUCGCUCGGUGUUACCAUGGACAACUUCCGCUUCGCCCUCGGUACCUCCAACCCAUCCGCGCUCCGCGAGACCGUUGUCGAGGUGCCGACCGUUACCUGGGACGAUAUUGGUGGCCUCGACAAGGUCAAGCUCGAGUUGCAGGAGACCGUCCAGUACCCCGUCGAGCACCCCGACAAGUUCCUCAAGUACGGCAUGUCGCCAUCAAAGGGUGUCUUGUUCUACGGCCCGCCGGGUACGGGUAAGACUAUGUUGGCGAAGGCAAUUGCGAACGAGUGCAAUGCCAACUUCAUCUCCAUCAAGGGCCCUGAACUGCUUACCAUGUGGUUCGGUGAGUCUGAGGCCAACGUCCGCGACGUCUUCGACAAGGCUCGCGCCGCCGCACCUUGCGUGAUGUUCUUCGAUGAGUUGGACUCCAUCGCAAAGGCCCGUGGCAGCUCAUCCGGCGAUGCUGGUGGUGCUGGCGACCGUGUGUUGAACCAGAUCCUCACGGAGAUGGACGGCAUGAACUCGAAGAAGAACGUCUUCAUCAUCGGCGCGACGAACAGGCCAGACCAGAUCGACUCUGCGCUCCUCCGUCCCGGUCGUCUCGACCAGCUCAUCUACAUCCCCUUGCCCGGCGAGGCCGAGCGUCUGAGCAUCUUGAAGGCGACCCUGAAGAAGUCGCCGCUCGCGCCGGACGUCGACCUCAACUUCCUCGCGCAGAAGACGCACGGCUUCUCUGGUGCUGACUUGACGGAGAUCUGCCAGCGCGCCGCCAAGCUCGCCAUCCGCGCGAGCAUCGAGGCCGAUAUCCGCCGCGCACGCGAGAAGGCCAAGAAUGAGGACGGCGACGCGAAGAUGGAGGAGGACGCGGAGGAAGAGGACCCGGUACCGGAGAUCACGCGGGAACACUUCGAGGAGGCGAUGAAGUUCGCGCGCCGCUCCGUGUCGGACCAGGACAUCCGCCGCUACGAGAUGUUCGCGCAGAACCUGCAGCAGGCGCGUGGCUUUGGGAACAACUUCAAGUUCCCGGACACGCAGGGCGAGUCGUCAGGGCAGCAGCAGCAGGCGGCGGGCAACGCUGGCUUCACGGAGGAUGCGGGCGAUGAUGACCUUUACGCGUAAUCGAUGUUUUGUUUCUGUAUCAAUAUUCCAUCCUACGUCCUACGUCUUUGUUACUGCAAAAGAAUAGAAGGCAUAGUGUAUUCAUGACUUGCAA